Messenger RNA from Daphnia magna, 2208 nucleotides. RefSeq names its product mitochondrial Rho GTPase (gene Miro). The transcript is spliced from 11 exons. Gene Ontology annotation, biological process: mitochondrion organization; small GTPase-mediated signal transduction; regulation of mitochondrion organization. NCBI's taxonomy places the organism in Eukaryota, Metazoa, Arthropoda, Branchiopoda, Diplostraca, Daphniidae. Bases 37 to 1956 code for a protein of 639 amino acids. Gene Ontology annotation, molecular function: GTPase activity; calcium ion binding; GTP binding. Gene Ontology annotation, cellular component: mitochondrial outer membrane. The record is from RefSeq and is a predicted model, not a curated record.
ACUGCUUGUUAAGCGGUUUCCAACAGAAGAAAAAAGAUGGGCCCGUUUGGGAGAGAGGAUGUUCGAAUUCUGUUAUUAGGAGAAAGAGGAGUUGGAAAAACCUCGCUUAUUCUGUCGUUAGUUAGUGAAGAGUUCCCUGAUGUUGUUCCCCCACGUGCCGAGGAAAUCACUAUACCGGCCGAUGUCACACCAGAACAAGUACCAACACAUAUAGUCGAUUUUUCAGAAAGUGAACAAACUGAACAAGAUCUUGCCCGGGAAGUCCAGCGUGCUGAUGUAGUUUGCCUAGUUUAUGCUGUUGAUGAUAACCAUUCUUUGCAACAAAUUACUGAAAGAUGGCUUCCAUUGCUACAAUCACUGAGGCCCAGAACCAAAGAUGAUGGAGGAAGUCAAACUGGGGAAGUUGUAUCUGCAGUUCCAAUCAUUCUGGUUGGAAACAAAUCUGAUCUGCUUGAACAGGGAAACAUGGACUCAGUGUUACCCAUCAUGAACCACUAUGCAGAAAUUGAAACCUGUGUGGAGUGCUCUGCAAGGACCCUUCGUAACAUUUCGGAGAUGUUCUACUAUGCCCAAAAAGCUGUGCUUCAUCCGACAGCACCGCUCUAUAUCGCUGAAGAUCGAGAGUUGACUGAGAAAUGCAAGAAGGCUCUCCGACGAGUAUUUGCUAUUUGCGAUCGUGAUGGGGACGGAUCUUUGAGUGACGUUGAACUGAACGCUUUUCAGCAGCGAUGUUUUGGAACGUCUUUACAAAAUCGUGCUCUCGAAGAUGUACGGAAUGUUGUUCGUCGCCACACCAACGACGGUGUAGGAUCCAACGGCUUGACGCUCUCUGGAUUCCUUUUCCUUCAUCGUUUAUUCAUUCAACGUGGACGACAUGAAACCACAUGGACGGUGCUAAGGAAAUUUGGAUACGAUGAUAAUUUGAACCUAUGUCGGGAUUACUUGCAUCCACCGUUGCGAGUUCCUCCGGGAUGCAAUACGGAAUUUUCUGCAUCAGGCUGGGCAUUUCUUGUACAGCUAUUUGAGCAACACGACAAGGACAAGGAUGGAGCUUUGAACACGGAAGAACUCGCGUCACUUUUUUCUCCUUGCUCAAUAAUGCCAUGGGGGCAAAAUUUAAAGUAUUCGGUACCUACCAAUGGCCAAGGUUGGCCAACUUUAAAAGGUUACAUGGCACAGUGGAGUUUAAUGACAUACUUGGAUGUCCGGAGGACGUGCGAGUUGCUAGCGUACCUGGGAUAUCACACUGCUGGCACGGACAAUCAACUUUCUGCUAUAACUGUCACAAAAGCUCAGCGUUCUGGCGGUAGCAAAAAGCGCAAUACACGCACAGUUUUUAUGUGCCAUGUCAUUGGUCCACCUGGCGUGGGCAAAACAACUUUUUGUCAAGGAUUGCUGGGCCGAACCGUAGACGAAAUCGACACUUCUAAUUUGUGGUGUGAGUUGCCUCGAUAUGUCGCCCGACAAUUAAGCGUCUACGGCCAGAGCAAAAUCCUUCUUCUUCAUGACGUCGAUGCUUUAGGAGCUGACUCACUCUCCCCGCAGCAAGUAAGUUGCGAUGUUGCGUGUCUUGUGUACGAUGCCACAGACGAACACAGCUUCGAACACGUCGCCAGAUUAUAUCUAAAGUAUUUUGCCGAAACGUCGAUACCCAUUCUUAUCGUUGCUUCGAAAUGGGAAUCAGGCCCUGUGCGUCAACAAUAUCUGCAACAGCCCGAGACAUUCUGCCGCAAGCAUCGAUUACCUCCUCCUCACGGUUUUAGUGCUAAAGCAGGGCGUCUCCAAAGCGAUGUUUACAUCAAACUAGCAACCAUGUCGUCCUUUCCAUCGUGGAGGCCUUCAAUGUUGAGUGGAAAUUCCAGCGCUGUUUGGAUCCGAGCUGUCGUGGGAUUAGCUGCUGCUACCGCCCUGGGUCUUAUUCUGGCGCGAACCAUACGCCGUCUCAACAUCGGUUGAUAGACAAGUGUCUUCUCUCAAAUGAACCUAAAGAAAAAUUUACCGUUCAUAAUGAAGUUGCAGUGACAAAUUUUCAGAUGAAGAUUAGAUCCACAAAAAGAAAUUCACAUAAGAAAUUAAUAACAUUAUUCUAUGACUGAUGCGCAGCGUUCCAGUGUUGUGUAGCAGUAGAAAGUCCGUGUUGUUGGCCACUAGAUGGCAAAUCUUAUUGGGAAAAGUCAUUAAAUAAGAAUUAGAAUUCGUCAAAGGUGA